Molecule: messenger RNA, 6117 nt
Organism: Bicyclus anynana (squinting bush brown)
Lineage: Eukaryota; Metazoa; Arthropoda; Insecta; Lepidoptera; Nymphalidae
Exons: 3
Coding region: 216-527 (103 amino acids)
Source: RefSeq, a predicted model, not a curated record
AUCACUGUGCUUUCUACACGCGUUCCUCGCUACAACAUUACACAGUUAUGACUGACUAUCACAAAUUCCCGCCAAGGCGCUGGUAAAAUCCACAGACUUUAUUCCACGAUCCAUAAACAAUUGUGUGCUAUAAAAACUCUAACUUAUUUAUGACUCGCGCGCUUGUUUCGUUAUUGUGAAUAAAAACCACCUGUGCCGCCUUUUUACACAACAAAAUGAGGGACGAAUCCGACACUAUGAAUGAAAGGAUAGCAGAGUUCAGAAGCGAUCCGGAGAAACUUCGCCAGGCUACGGAAUUCGUAGACGAGCUGAUACAGCAGGCUAAGAAAGAGGCCGAAUUAAAACAGAAAGAGAAAGAAAAAGGCAAAUUCGAAUCACAAGACUCGGGAACGGGUAACUUAAAGAGGAAGUUCGGUCGCGCCCGCGGCUUCGUGAUCCGCAUGUUCGACGCUCUGUGCAACUGUACGCAGACUGCCGCAGCCGCCGCGCGUACUACCGCGCGGAACAACCCGUUCGCUAAACGCUAAACAUUUCUCACAUACAUUCAAACGAUAGGGUAAAGAUUUAAAUGGGACAACUUCUGAUUGGAUGUUUAAGAUCUAAUGCGCGUAGAAAGAAAUCAGGGAUAUUGAAUAAACUAACAUAGAAUCAAUAGUUCUACGGUAAAGGGUUCAGACUCGUCAGAGAGGUUGUGAUCCGAUCCCUGCCCGCUGAACUAUCGAUAUGUACCCCACUACUAACACAGUCUCUUCUGACUACUUGGAGAUGAACGGGAAUAUUGGUCAUAUAUAAAAGAUAUGGCAAAUAUUCUAAAAAUAAAAGAAAUUUACAAUACCCUAAGUUAUUGCAAUCCUUAGGAUGCAUCAUUAAUUAACGUAAUUAACGUGGUCAUGUGACCAUCAAAGACUAUGAUUUAUCGACGAUAAUGCAAAUGACAGUAAACGGUUAUACAUUGUAAAUAUGUUAAGGCUGAUCGCACACUGGCUUUUCAGUCGCUUGGAAUAUUUUUCAGUUGCUAGUCGCUAUGGUGAAUGAUAACUUAUUUAUUUUACCCGGAUGUUGUACUACAAAUAAUCUUAAUAUUGAAGUCAUUGAUUGUCAAUAAAGAACAUUUUAAAUACGUGAUUUUCACAGAUGGAAAAUUCAGUUCAAUAACUAUUUUAAAUUAAAAGAUAUAUUUUUUCGCUGCACCUAUAUCUAUAGGUACUUUAUUUUUAUGAUACUUAUCUUGAGAAAAUAUUAUUAAUUACAAGGAUAAAAGACUUCUUUUUUAAAAAAACCACCAACCAACUGAAUAUAAAAUGUAAGAUAUUAAGUCGAUAUUACGACAUAUAACCAGAUGACAAGUAUGAAAACGCUUCUAAAUUCCGAAUUAAGAAAGAAAAUUAAAUAGACAUUAAUUAUAAUAAUUAUUAUUGUAGCAGAUAAAUACUACCUAAUGCUAAAUAAAUAAGUAUCUUUUGUCAUCUGUAUAUUUGGUAGAGAUAGUGUAGAAGCACUCUAUAAAUUGAUUAUAAAAAAGUAUUGAAUAACAUUUCUCAUUAUCAUUACUAAUAGAAGUCAUAUAAUGCAAAUGGACGCCUAAACCAAUGCCGAUGAUUUAUGGCACACAUUGUGAAGGAAUUAUGAGAGUAAUAACCCUUUUAACAUGGCUUUCGCAUCAAACCAGUUGUGUAUGUAUUUGUACCUUUGUUUAUCAUCUGUACACAUUUCCCAUGAAGGUUAUUUAUGGUAAUAAAUAAAGCUGAAACGUAAAAGAGUAUUUACUGUGUGUACGAAAGAACGACAUUCAAAAAUAUAUUUGAAUAAAAAAAACAUUUUUCAAAGGGAAUUGGUACUGUGUUUAAGUUUGACGUUAGUGUAAAAUAUUCUUUUGUGUUCAGAAAUUCUGAGCUUCAUUUACGUAAUAACAAUUUAUUAUUUUGAAUAUCUCUCAAAAACGUUUUAGACAAUUUUAAUUACGUGAUUUGGUCGAUGGCUGUAGAAAAAAAUCGAGCCACGGGCCCAUACAAAAUUACCCAAUCACUCAAGCACAAAUAUUAGACUAUAUUUUUAAAUACUACCUACCUUAAAGUACCUAGUAGAUACUUGGUUACCUACUUGUACUCGAUAGGUACUGUUAGUUAUAUUUAUUUAUCAAUAUGUAGCUACCGAAUCAUCGAAAAUAAGUUAAAAAAUAAUAAUUUUACCAUUAAAUCUAAAGUAAGUCCCUAUUUAAAUAUUUCAUCAACUCGUCGCUGGCAAGUAGCGGAAACGGAAACAAUGAUUUCAUAGAUUUUUAUUUGAAUAAAACUGCACAAUAAGUAAUUCUAGAGCCUCAAUAGCUCGGUAAGAGCGGUCGGACUCAUCACCGAAAGGUGAUGGUUCGAUCCCUGCCCUGUUGGUCUAUUUCCCACUCCUAAUACAGUCUUUACCGACUAGUUGGAGAGGAAUGGAAACAAUUGCAAUUUCUAUUUAUAGUUAUUAUUGCGGUCACCGUUACGAUAUGCAUAAUUAUGAAUAGUGCUACGGUUGCUACAAGUUACAAAACACCACGCUACGUAGAGCCCAGUGGCGUAGCGUGCCUUAGAGGGCUCAUCGAAAUUAAUAGUUGGGGGCGGCAAAUUCCGAAAAAUCCCGAUACUAAAAAGUAUUUCAUAAUGCAGACUUAUGUUCAAGAUUGCCGUUGAAAUAAUCUCAUAUAAUUGAGGGUCAACGAUCAUUAUUCAUUGAUGAACUUUUAAAUAAUAAUGAGAAAUUUUGACAGUUGCUAGUAGUAAAAUCUGUCAAAAUUUAUUUACAGAGCGAUUGUUAAUGACCCACCAUGUAGCAUAGAAUUCUAUAAAUAAAGAUACAUAAUUUUUUGUCUACAAACGAAACUAUAAAUUCGGUACAUUUUGAAUACAGAAGUCAAUUUGUCAAUGUUUGUAUCUGAUACAUUGGCAAAUAAAAUUGUGUAUUCGAAAAACCGAGGCAUGUACACUAAUUAGAAACUCGCAUAUAUAUUUUUUUAUAAUACACAUUUAAUUUGCCGCGCGACGGAUAUUUACUUUGAGGCAACUGUGCAGUUUUAAAUGUACUUAGGUACUUAUAUCAUGGAAAUUUCAAUCAAAUACAUUAGAAAAAAUGUCCGGUUAAAACUGCACGUCUAUAGCACGGGUUACAAUUCACACGCGUUGGGAACAGUGGCGUAGCUUGGGUUUUCACCGCCCGGGGCCCAAAAGUUAAAAUAUCUUAUUCUAAUGUAUUGUCCUGAUUCACAUUGAAAAUCGAGAUAAAUUUUCGACUGCUUCGGUAUAAACGGAAAGAGCCCAACAUUACUACUACGCUUUAAAGAUUGAUGAAAUGUGUGCUACAUUAUUUUUGUCUGUAUAAUGAAUUUUAUGGAUUUUCAAACUAAAUAAAAAGCGCUUGCCGCCGCCUCUUUUUUGCAUGGGGUAAUGCCCGACCUAACAUCGCUAUGCCAUUGGUUAAUUUGAUGCUUGAUUUUCGAUAUCACCGACAAAGGAAUUGGUCCCUGAUUGUCAUGUACCAUCAUCAUGGCUGAUAUAAUAAUGAUUAAUUUUUGAUUUUGUCGCCUUCUUGGUAUUGGCAAUAAUAUAUGGAUAUGGCGAAUUUUGUAAAUAUUUCGUUAUUCGUAGAUUGUACCUAUUUAAUAUUUGUGUCUUCCUUGAGUCUCCCUUAUCAGCGUAAUAGUGUAACCUAAAUUAUGAUCGGUGUGAAGACGCUUAUAGAUGUAAACUAUAUGUUAUAUAUUAAUUGGAAAUAUGUAGGUGUAAUUGUAAGUAUAUAAGAAAACAUAUAUUCUAAAAUUUUAGUUCUCACUACUCAGUAAAAAUUUAGAAUUUUUGUCUGUUUAUUUGAUGAUUACUUGUUUGUUUGUGUAAUAAACUCAGUAACAGCUAAACCGAUUUGAUUACGGUUUUCACUAAUGUUAUGUGGUGAACUUGACGCAUUAUCUUAUGUUUAUUUUAUUAAUAUCGAUUCACUAACGAAAAAGUUACGUAUCACCUUAAUGAUUUCUUUCGGUAAAGUACAGUCAGUAUAGCGAUAGCUAAAAUUUUAGUAUUCACAGUGUUUGUAAUUUUAGACCAGAAAAAUAUUUAGGUACGCGCUUACUACAAAAAAAAAUAUCUACCUACAUAUUCUUUGUAUCACUAGAAUCAUCACUAACAUAAUAUAUGUAUAACUCUUUGAUGUAUUAUUCUAUACAAGUUUAUACAAAUCUUUACGAAUUAUUAACAAUUUACUUUUCUAUAAUAUCUAUUAUUUAUUUAUCUAUUAUACUUACUUAUCUUUACAAAAAUAAGAAAAUUAUAUAUUGUCUUUGUGCUUAUGGCACGAUAAAAUCAGAAAUUUAAUAGGAACGACCACAAAUUUUCUGAAUCUAUACCUCUUUACAAAAAAAAAAAUAAUUAGUAUAAGAAACGAGGAUAUAACAAUUAUAUCAUUAUGAAUUAUGGUGAAAUAUAUCAUUGUGACUGUAAUGUUUAUCAAAAUUGUAGUAAGUAGACAUAAUAUUAGAUCUUUUGUAGAAUUUGAAUAAACAAAAUUACAAUUUCGUUAACGAUAAUGCCGCUUUUGAGUGCACAAAACGAAGGUUUCAUGUAAUAAAUAAAAUAUAAUAUUAGGUAUAACUAAGUAAUUUUUUUUUAAAAUAAUUCAUUAUUUUUAAUAUCUAUACCAGCUAAUUGUAAAUUAUUUUUUGCUUUUGUACUAAAGGUUGUGUUUUUAUCAAUAUUUUUUGUAAAUAAUUAUAAAAAAGUUUUUUUUUAUAUUAUAUUUUUAUAAAUGUUAUAUAAUAUUAUUUUAAAGAACACUCCACACUAUAGCCGGUGGCCGGAUAUGGUAUUUUUAUUUUUGCGUACACACCAAUCCUAAUUAUUGUUUUUACGUGACACGAAACCAAAAGGAGUGUGGAUUUUCAUCCUCCUCCUAACAAGUUAGCUCGCUUCCAUCUUAGACUGUAUCAUCACUUAUUAGGUGAGAUUGUAGUCAAGAGCUAAUGAAAGAAUGUAUGAUGUAAUUAUAAGUAACUUUUUGCUGUCCACACAAUCAAUAAUAUUGUCAAUAUUAUUUACAAUAGUAUGUUGGGUUUAUUUCUUUACUGUGCCUGAAGUGUAUCCACGGCAGUAUAACAGUAUUAUUAGGGGCAAUUGGCAACCUUACACAGUAAUAUUGUCAAUAAUAUGCACAAUUUCCAGUGCGACUUCAUGUCUUUCGCUUCAUCAAUAUUUAUAUCUCCACAAGCAGUGUGUAAAUGUUACAAGCACUGUGUAAAUGUCACAUUUAUGUACUUGUGUAAAUAAUUUACACCUUAACUACAUAAAUGCGAAUGUGAAUUUGUUUGUUACACUUUUACGUUUAAACCACAAGAUAGAUUUUCAAAUUGUUUCACCAAUGGAAAGCUACAUUAUCAGCAAGUAAUUUAGUAACAUUUUGUCUCCGUCGUCCUACGUGAAUGGGAACUACACGGGUGAAACCGGAGGAUUCUGCUAGUACGAGUAAAAUAUAAACGAAAGCUGCCGGCUUAGAUGUGUAGAGUGCUUAAAUUAAUGAUAAUAAUCGUAUUCCUAGAUUAAGACGGGAGCUUUUAAUAAAUAACGUUAUUACCAGUGUCUUAAAAUAUAAAAAAUGUAUCAAUGUAGUGAAAUGAUUUCGGUGUCAAAAUUAUAAAAUAAUUUGAUUAAAGCAGGUGUAUCUAUAAAAUUAGAGCUCCAUUCACACAUUUUCGCGUCAAAUUAAUUUUUUACUUUAAAUUUUUUUACUUUAUAUAUUUAAUUACGAAUACUUUUUCGAAAUGCAUUAUGAUGAAGUAAAAUCAGCUUUUAUGACUUUAAUGUACAAUUGACCCAUCUGAAUGAAAAAAGCGAAUGUGGUGUACCCACCUAACCCUAAAAUGGGUAAGGUAUUUUAAUUAUGUUACCUAUUAGGCAGGCUUAAAAAGAUAUAUGUACUGUAAUUGAAUUCUGUAUAUUCUACCUGUUACAGUUAGGUAGAUAUAUGUAAAUGUGUGAAUCGAUCUAUGUGUUAAAUGUAAGUUAAUAAAUAAAUGUUCAAUGUGAUAUCCUGCCUGUACCACUUCCUAUGUGAUCCGACUUGCGAUUUCUUCUAUGAAUAUUAAAAAUGAUUUUGUGA